AUGAAAUCACGCUUCACAUCCUUAGCGACUCGCACCCUCAAAUCUACAUCCACCAAAGCCAGAAAUCGCAAUUUCUCCUCCUCUACAAUCGAUUCCUCCACCAAACAACCCCCACAAUUCCCGCAGACCCUAGCUGGUCUGCGCGCUCGAUUAGCCGCCGAAUCCCCUACGCUCUCCGACUUCGCACACCUCCAAUCCAACAACACUUACUCCGUCGAAGUUGGAACCAAAAAGAAACCACUCGCAAAACCUAAAUGGAUGAGAGAAGCCAUUCCGGGCGGCGAAAAGUACGUUCAGAUUAAGAAGAAAUUGAGAGAAUUGAAACUCCAUACUGUUUGCGAAGAAGCUAAAUGCCCUAAUUUGGGGGAGUGCUGGUCCGGUGGCGAAACCGGAACUGCCACUGCUACGAUUAUGAUUCUCGGCGAUACUUGUACUCGUGGCUGCCGGUUUUGUAAUGUGAAAACGUCGCGGACGCCUCCUCCGCCUGAUCCGAAUGAGCCGACUAAUGUGGCUGAGGCAAUUGCGUCGUGGGGUUUGGAUUAUGUUGUGAUUACGAGUGUGGAUCGUGAUGAUUUGGCUGAUCAAGGGAGUGGUCAUUUUGCGGAGACUGUGCAGAAGUUGAAGACACUCAAGCCAAACAUGUUGAUAGAAGCCUUGGUUCCUGAUUUUCGAGGAGACCGUGGUUGCGUGGAGAAAGUUGUUACAUCAGGACUGGAUGUGUUUGCUCACAACAUUGAAACAGUUGAAGAACUUCAAAGUUCUGUUCGAGAUCAUCGUGCUAAUUUUAAGCAAUCUUUAGAUGUAUUGAUGAUGGCUAAAAAAUAUGCUCCAGCUGGGACACUGACCAAGACUUCAAUAAUGUUGGGCUGUGGGGAAACGCCUGAACAAGUUGUGAAAACAAUGGAGAAGGUGAGAGCAGCAGGUAUUGAUGUGAUGACGUUUGGCCAGUAUAUGAGACCAUCCAAACGUCAUAUGCCAGUAUCUGAAUACAUUACACCGGAUGCUUUCGAGAAGUACAGAACACUUGGCAUGGAAAUGGGAUUUCGGUAUGUGGCAUCUGGUCCCAUGGUUAGGUCAUCGUACAAAGCAGGCGAAUUCUACAUCAAAUCCAUGAUAGAAUCUGAUCGGUCUGCUUCGUCACAGCUUCCUAUCUCCUGA
This is a messenger RNA of Dovyalis caffra, 1158 nucleotides long. NCBI's taxonomy places the organism in Eukaryota, Viridiplantae, Streptophyta, Magnoliopsida, Malpighiales, Salicaceae. The record is from the annotation of a GenBank genome assembly.